Porites evermanni is the source of this 8727-nucleotide messenger RNA. The record is from the annotation of a GenBank genome assembly. Lineage: Eukaryota; Metazoa; Cnidaria; Anthozoa; Scleractinia; Poritidae.
AUGGCGGCUGCAAAGCAAGUAUUCUGUGAUGUUUGUGAAGUAAGCUUACCCUCAGGUAAGAUAGACUUAUAAUGAGAAGUUCAAAGAGCUGAGUAGACGUUUAAAGUUACAUUGCUGGGCGUAACUCAAAAGUCACCGUAUUUCUGAGAAUACAUAUCUGUAUCUUGAAACCUGAUAUACCAUAAGCAAGGGCUGUGAAACGUAAUUCGUACGUAAGAACUGCCAGCCUUAUUAGUAUACUAUUCCCUUCAUUUCCCACUCUUUUUUAAUUUCAGCUGUAAAGAAUCUUAACUUGUGAAUUGACUAUACAUUACACCGUUAAUUGUCCAUUUGGCGAAACUACAGAAUACAUCAGAGAAGUCUAGAAUUAAGUUGAAAUAAGACUAAUUCCGAUCCUAGUUGCAGCUCUUGUCACCCGCAAUAAUUAUUGUGCGGUAAAUCUCAGCUGAUAACGGUUUGUUCUCAGACCUCAUUUAUGUGAAGAAAACUUGUCCCCGGUGGAAGAAUCACUCACCAGCUACCCCCAGGCAAGCCAACGUUUCCAACAUUUCCUUAUAAAACUUGGCAAACCAUGAGAAACAAGAGAAACGAAACAAAAAACAUGAGAAACAAAAAGUUGGCUGGGCAAGAAGGGGGACCUGCCUAGCUUGGUUUUCCUUUUUAAUGUUAAGGUCGUCCCUCUAGCUGGGUCAACUUUUCUCCAUUUUUUCUGUAAGGCCAACUAGGACUUAGCCUGCAAAGGAAUGGGUGCUGAAAAAAUGGGGCACACAAGGGAGACACAUAAGGUGAGAGGUAGCGCCUGCCUGAGAGGCCCAUGAAAAUUAUUUUUACUUGCUUUUUGAGAGUGCGGAAAAUUCCUAUUGGUUAAGAGGCUCCUGAGGGGAUGAGUGUUCGCGUUAGGCAAGAAAACUGUGAAUCACUCCCUCUCCUCACUUAUGUCUCCCUCACAUGCUCCAUUCUUUUUUUGCACCCAUUUCUUCCAAGUGCCUGCUACACAGGCUAACUCAGGCUAGGCAAGAGAAUCAGAGUAUGUAUUAGUGCUGUUUUAGUUAAUCAGAGUAUGGGCAAGCACUGUUCGCUCGUGCAUAGGGGUUACCAUUUUUUUCAUAUAAACGCACGCUAAAGUUGACUUGGCCGGGAGGGUGCCCUCUUUCCAGGGACAACUUGUCUCCAUAUAAAAAGGCCCUCAGACGCAUUCUUUUUUAAUUGCAGGAUCAUUGCUUCCAACCCAUAUUAAAGGGAAAAAGCAUCAAAGAUUGUUAAACUUGAGACAAGAGCGAGAAAAGUCAUGUAAGAAAAGCAUUUAUGUCCGUGGUUUUCAAAAUUCAGGCUCAGUUGAAGAGGAGUUGACUGACUAUUUCAGCACAUAUGGAAAAGUCUCAAACAUUUUUGUGGACAAAGACAAGGUAGAUUUUUCCUUGCAUUUUAGUGGAUCAAUUUAGUCAAUAAAUUCAGAUUUACCGGUAUAAUAUUCAUUCCCACUUUUCGGAUUUUAAAAUGUUCAUGUUCACAUUUUUUUUUUGAUAUUGUGUGUAAUUUUCUAAAUGUUUUAUUUUUUAUUCAUGGAAAUAUAAAUAUACCACUGACAUUUUUUUUAGCCUUCUCCCUUUUUAGGCCCCCUUCUUUCAUCACUCUCCUCUUAAGUUCAAGUUUGCAGUAAGCUCCUCUUUUAGUUAAUCCUGGUGUAAGUCCCUUCCUAGUUGAGCUAUUUUGAAAAAAUAGCUCAUAUGUCAGUGGUGUGAGCGUAUGUAUCUUUGUGGCUUUGUAACUUUGUAUUUUUGUAACUUUGUAUGUUCGGAUGUUUGUUGCAAGAGCCAAUAAGGUUGAAGGUACUAUUAGUUGAUGCUUAGGAACCAAUGAGAUCUUAGCAUCUACUUAAACAUGACAUUGGUAAAGGUCGAACAAGGGCACUUUGAGACCGCCAUCUUUAUUCUUCACAAUUUUUUCGUCUUUUAUUACGGCUACAGGUGUUUGGAAACAUUAUAUUAAAUAUCUUCAUUAUUCAAACGCUGUGUACAGUGAUGCAGCUGUUUAAGGGUUCAUAUUUUAGUGUUGAAGCUACUUCAAGACAUUUCUGACCGAAUUCGGCUAUCGUUAACGGUAUUAACGCACGUAUUUAUGAGUUGUGUUUCACGUGCUUCAAGGUAGAGUAUAAAAGAUCGUAUAUUUUCAAAGCUCUUCCAAUGAAGCAAUAAUUGAUAUUUAGAUAUAGACUUUUAUUCGAAAGUAUGCGCCCUAUAAAAUGUGGUUUUAGAAGUUUAAAAGGCAGCUUAUUUUUUUGAAAGCUGUAUCGAGUAUUGUUAAUCCUGUAAACAAGCUUUAAAAAUAUUAUUCUCUCGCUUACAAAGUUCAACCGACCUUUUUCGUUCUAUUUAGUAAAGAUGCGUAACUUAAGUAGAAACAGUGGCGUUAGGGAAUAAAAUUGGAGGAAGCUAGUUGACACAAUAAUCAUGAUAUAAGUAGAAAUAUAUUUCGGCAGUUUGAUAAUUUUCUUGGAAGUUAAUAAAUGUUAGGCUAUCAACCUUGACCUUGCAUGAAACAUAAUUUAAUUGCAGAUGUUGUAGUAAAGCCGAGGUGAUUUCUUAAAAUCGUUUAAGAAAAUUUUGUAACAUCUUCACAUGCAAAUUGUGUGCAUGAGUUAUUUUUAUAAUUCUGUUUACUAGAUUACUGUGUGAUAACUCGAAUUCCCUCACGUACGAACGACGAAAGGGGGCAAAGUCCGACACUUUCACGUGCCAGCUGUGUGACUGUACAUCACAUGCAGAUUGGCUUUUCACAAUAAUAAUAGUAACUUGGACGUAUGAAGACCUGUUUCAUUUAGUAACCAAUGCCUUAAAAAAGGCUCUUGUCUUUUAGGAAGCAAUAGCUUUUAAAACAUGACGAAAUAAGUUGUCGGAGUUAAAGACCGUUUCACAAAAUUUUGUUAAUAAAUGUUAGGUUAUCAACCUUGACGUUGCAUGAAACAUAAUUUAAUUGCAGAUGUUAUAAUGAAGCCGAGGUGAUUUCUUAAAAUCGUUUGAGAAAAUUUUGUAGUGAAGAAUUUGCCUUUUUUUAACGUACGAAUUGUAAAAGGGCCAAAGACCAACACCUUCACGUGCAAAUUGUGUGCGUGAGUUAUUUUUAUAAUUCUGUUUACUCAGCUAGUUUACUGUGUGAUAACUCGAAUUCCCUCACGUACGAACGACGAAAGGGGGCAAAGUCCAACACUUUCACGAGCCAGCUGUGUGACUGUACAUCUCAUGCAGAUUGGCUUUUCACAAUGAUAAAUAGUAACUUGGACGUAUGAAGACCUGUUUCGUUUUGUAACCAAUGCCUUAAAAAAGGCUCUUGUCUUCUGAGAAGCAAUAGCUUUUAAAACAUGAAGAAAUAAGUUGUCGGAGUUAAAGACUGUUUCACUGAGUAGAAUCGCAUGUGAAAACCUUGUGAAUUAUGAUGAUGCAACCAUCUACCACAAUGAUAAAAAUCCUGGUAUUUCGUAACUAUUCAGUAUUCGAUGAGUCACAUUUUGGCUUAAGAAACUCCGAGGAAACCUUAGAGUUUUCCUUCUAAUCAACGUUUGGUGAGUAGAAAUUUAUUUCACUUUAACGAUUUGUUUAACUUGCACCAGAUGUAACAGGGAAAGACAGAGGAAAGUGAAUAUAUAGCUUGAGGAUCGACUCAGCUGAGCGUUUCGCGUUUUCAUUUUGUACCGCAAUACGCAAUUUCACACAAAAACCUAAUCUACAUUUAGGAUGAAAGAGGUAGAUUGAUCACUCUUGGUAAGGUUACACCGAAGCAUUAAAGUUACACUGAAGCAUUCAAAAUAGCUCAUGCACGUUUAACGUGCCUAUGUUCUCCUAUGCAGCUGCUUUCCUCCCUUGGAGGGGAUUGGUACAUAAUGAAACAAAACAGGUGCAUUGGAGACUAGUCUCCACCUGAGGUAAAUAAGUCCCCCAGGUGUUAACAAUAUUAUUUAUUUAAGGUAAAUAUAAUCUCCUUUUUAUUACCAGGGUGUCUUUGCUAUAGUAGAGUUUGCUGAUGAAAAAAGUGUGACCAGUGUACUUCAGCAGGAGUCACUGCCUCUCUUAAAUGAAAAUCGUUUAACAGUGAAAGAAAGAACAGUAAACAAAGCCAAUCUUGAGUACAAGACACAAAAAAUGAAGAAAAGCAAACCUGAUGGCUCACAGCAUCAUCUGCAUAGACUAUCACAAAACCAAGAAAUAGCAGAAUUUGUGCCAGAGGAACUUGUGAAUAAAAUCAAGUCAUCUGUUAGCACAGUAGGUUUACAAUGAGGUUUAACUCCUUAACUCAAGAAGUGCCCAGAGUUAAAAUCUUCCAAAACAUUCCUAAUUUCAUUUUGUGAAAUGAUGAAAAAACAGGUAGUUCUAUGUGAAUAAACUGCUGAAGAGGUUUCAUUCGAAUGGGAUCAUACCAUAGGAUUUAUCCACCACAAACUCAAAAGUUAGAAUCAGGGCACUUUUCAUUUUUCAGAAAUGGCCAGCCUGACCGUUCCUGUCAUCAUGAGAAUCUCACUAAAUCAAUCAGAACAUGUGUAGCCAGAUCAGUCAAAUCCUGAACAAUAUGCAUGUGGUUGAUGGGAUUUUUAGUGAAAACUCUUUAAAACACCUAUUUCAUUUUCAAAAUGAUAAGUCUGGCCGGUCAGUUCCGACUUUUGGAAAUUACCCUUCGUCAUCCACUUUAGGAGUGAAAAAGUUAAUUUAUUGUUCAUUGUAAUCACAUUCACAGUACUAUGCAAAUCUCCAGCUACAAAAAUGAUAGUCCUAAGACUUUCAGUCUGGUCAUCUUGUCUGACUGAUGGUGGGUAGGAUUUCAUUCAACAAAUUAUAGCUGGUGCAACAAACCCAAAAGCUAGCAGUGCAACUAAAGCUUAUAAUUCCCUCUUAAGCCUCUUCUUACUGUGCCUUGGUGUUUCCUUACAGGUUCAAGAACAAGCGCACUUGUUAAUGCAAAAAUUGUGUCUGACUGAAGAAGAUAUUAAGUUGCGAAAACUGGUCUGCCAACUGUUGCAAGAAGUAUUUUAUGAGGUUUACCCUGAAGCAUCAGUCGUGCCAUUUGGCUCCACAGUCAGUGGAGUUGGCUGGGAAGGAAGUGACCUGGAUGUUUGUUUACUGACACCUUCUCAACAAGAUGACGCUGCUAUAGACUACUCUUUGGUCAUUGAUGUGCUGCGUAGUUUUGCCCCAGGUUGCAUAAACAUUAUACCUGUCUUGACUGCAAAGUGUCCACUUAUUAAAUUCACACAUCGGCCGUCAGGCCUGUCUUGUGACCUUUCAGUUAAUAACAGGUACUGUUAAGAGGAAGGGUGUUACUUUUGCGUGGAAGGAUCAGUUUGCAAAUUAUUUUAACAUGUUAGUCCAUGUUUUGUGACCUAUCCUUUUUGUUCCCUUUCUUGCAGGCUUGGUGUGGCAAACUCGGAUCUCCUCCGUUGCUACAUGUCUCUUGAUCCAAGGGUUCCUCAGCUGGUGUUUAUAGUGAGAGCCUGGGCAAGAGCCAAAGGUCUUACCCUUGGUAAACAGUUGUCAAACUAUGCCUUGACCCUCAUGGUGCUGUAUUUCCUGCAGAUGCGAACUCCGCCUGUGAUCCCAUCUCUUCAACAAGGAUUUGACAGUUGGGUUGAAGAGCUGUCAUGUCUGCAUAAUACAGAUGACAAUAACCAUCACAGCCUGGUCAUUAAACAGCUUGAGUCUGAUGUCAUUGAUGGCUGGGAAUGUUCUUUUUUCAAAAACACUCACAGACUUUCCAUGNCAAAAGCUAGCAGUGCAACUAAAGCUUAUAAUUCCCUCUUAAGCCUCUUCUUACUGUGCCUUGGUGUUUCCUUACAGGUUCAAGAACAAGCGCACUUGUUAAUGCAAAAAUUGUGUCUGACUGAAGAAGAUAUUAAGUUGCGAAAACUGGUCUGCCAACUGUUGCAAGAAGUAUUUUAUGAGGUUUACCCUGAAGCAUCAGUCGUGCCAUUUGGCUCCACAGUCAGUGGAGUUGGCUGGGAAGGAAGUGACCUGGAUGUUUGUUUACUGACACCUUCUCAACAAGAUGACGCUGCUAUAGACUACUCUUUGGUCAUUGAUGUGCUGCGUAGUUUUGCCCCAGGUUGCAUAAACAUUAUACCUGUCUUGACUGCAAAGUGUCCACUUAUUAAAUUCACACAUCGGCCGUCAGGCCUGUCUUGUGACCUUUCAGUUAAUAACAGGUACUGUUAAGAGGAAGGGUGUUACUUUUGCGUGGAAGGAUCAGUUUGCAAAUUAUUUUAACAUGUUAGUCCAUGUUUUGUGACCUAUCCUUUUUGUUCCCUUUCUUGCAGGCUUGGUGUGGCAAACUCGGAUCUCCUCCGUUGCUACAUGUCUCUUGAUCCAAGGGUUCCUCAGCUGGUGUUUAUAGUGAGAGCCUGGGCAAGAGCCAAAGGUCUUACCCUUGGUAAACAGUUGUCAAACUAUGCCUUGACCCUCAUGGUGCUGUAUUUCCUGCAGAUGCGAACUCCGCCUGUGAUCCCAUCUCUUCAACAAGGAUUUGACAGUUGGGUUGAAGAGCUGUCAUGUCUGCAUAAUACAGAUGACAAUAACCAUCACAGCCUGGUCAUUAAACAGCUUGAGUCUGAUGUCAUUGAUGGCUGGGAAUGUUCUUUUUUCAAAAACACUCACAGACUUUCCAUGUCACGGAAUGAUACAAGUCUGAGUAAGUAUGGCUGUUUAGGCAGCUUUCCCCUUAUUUUGUUACAAAGUUGUUUUGAUACAAGUCGUCGUCCUAUGUAAGGUAAUUUUGGAUUUUGGGGAUUUUUGCCUGUGGAAUCUAGAAUCCUGGGCUUUGGAAUCCAGAUUUCAGCUAACGGAAUCAGGAAUUCCACUAAUGAUUGGUAUUCGGAAUCCAAGUUCCACCGACAAGGAAUCCUGAAACCAGUUCAUGGAAUCCAUAAUCCAAGACCAUCUUGGAUAGUUACCAGUUGUUGGAAUACAAAGUUGUAUCGAUACAAGUUUAUUCAUUCAAGGUGUAAAUAGUUCCACGUACUUGGCUUAAAGAACUAAGAUAUUCACCGAAAUUGUUCUUUUGUUUACCCACAAACUAUACUUGAAGUGAACAAAAUUUCAAAUUUAGUUUGUAUCAAAACGACUGGUUUCCCCUUGGAUUACCUUACAUGUGACAAAAGUCGAUUCAGUUGAGGUUUAAUAAUUUCACGUAGUUGGUUUAUAAUGAGGAAUUUUCACGUCAUAAAAGUGAUCGAAAAUAUCCCUGCAGUUCAACCCCCUUCCUCACUCUGGUAUCCCCCACUUCCUGGUGUUUCGCUUCUUAAAAAGUCAUAUCUAUCGAAUCAGAAGCACAGGUUUCAUAUAGUCUACUCUGCAAGCAUUCCUAGUGAUCACACUUAGAGGGGGGGCGGGGGACGAGGGACGGGGGUCAGGGGUGGGCACCAGAAAUCCUUGUUAAUUAGAUAGAGAUUUCAUGAUCUGAGGAAUUUUUAUUUAAUUCACCUACAAGUAAACUUGCUUACAGGAAAUUACUUCGCGCGUGCUGAUUGAUUCGCUAUCUAAAACAAAACGCUCAAUUUAUUAUAGAACGAGAAAUCCAGCCAUUUGCGUUUGCUUCGGUAAUGCAAAGCGCAGGUAUUCGUUCAUGAACAAUUCAAAUAGUUUUUGGUUCUUUCUGUUGGCUCUUCUCGCGAAAGGGGGUGCAACAGUCUGUAGAUCAAAGAUAGCCUUCAUUUUCAGUUUGGCGGGUUAUUUAGCAGCGACUACCUCUGCGAUCGCUUUUUUCGGUUUCUCGUUAUUCAACAAGAGUAGUCUGCCACACAGCCGUUUUUAGUGUCGUCACGCAACGCUCCGUGACGACUCUCUCUCAUUUAGAGUCACCUUAUGACAAACGCAAAUUUGUGCCACGUGACCAAGUUUUCCCUUUACUCGUCUACUCUUCUUUACUUCUACAAAAAAUAAUAAGUAGUUUCACGUUAUUUUCAUCCACAAGAAUUGUUUUAGACUGUUUUUAUCUGCUCAUUUUCUAGUUUUAUAAAUUUUCAACUUGAGUUUGCCGUAAACGUUACUCUAAAUCUCUAUCAUUCAGAUUGGGUUUGACGCAAGAUAGCCCCCAUUCUAAUUCCUCAUGAUUUAUUCUUCGACUUUCUAAAGUAAGCGACAGCUUCUACGAGAAGCACUCUUUUUAUCGUCACUUCUAACGCUACAAAAUCAGAAAAGUCUUUUCGAAAUCUACCGAUAAUUUAAUACAGGAAGUCGUAAUCAAGGAAAAUAUCUGUCGUAAUGAGACAUUCUAACGUUUUGUACGUUUGAGCCAAAUAACAAAGGGCGUUCGAUCACUUUUUAGCAGUCGAGAAAGAGUGUAACGUUUUUGUGGAAACAGUUCUGCAUGUGACUAAUCUUUUACUUGUGUGUUCUGUUAUUUUCGUCUGUGGCUUUGUGAGGAUUACUAAAGCACUAGAAUUUCAAACUUUUUGUCAGCAUUACUGGUUAUUGCUUUUGUUUAUUUGGUGGCUCCUAAAGGAGCCGUUUGUUUUAUGAAAAGUCAAUGCACUUAUGCUCGUUCUCCUCGGAUUCGACGGGCCAGCUGAAUGUCCUUGGGCAUGAUGGUGACACGCUUGGCGUGGAUGGCGCACAAGUUGGUGUCUUCAAACAGACCAACAAGGUAAGCCUCGCUAGCCUCUUGAAGAGCCAUCACAGCAGAGCUCUGGAAGCGCAGAUCGGUCUUGAAAUCUUGAGCGAUUUCUCGCACAAGACGCUGGAAGGGUAG